UGCAGGAUUUGAAUCAAUCCAACAACGAGAUGGAUCUAAGUCCUGGUACCCUUUCAGUUUCUCUUAUGAGGCAUCAGAAAAUCGCACUGGCAUGGAUGUUUCAGAAGGAAACAAGUAGUUUGCACUGUUCAGGAGGAAUAUUAGCAGAUGAUCAGGGACUUGGUAAGACAGUCUCGACGAUUGCUCUUAUCUUGAAGCAAAAGUUUGAGUCACAAAUAAAGUCUGAAAUUUCAAGCAAGCAAGAGGCUGAAAUAUUGGACCUGGAUGCUGAUGAUGAGUCAGAAGCUCCAAAGCAUGAAAGUGAAAGUGAUGUGAAACCAGAGGUCAAGGUUUCAAGCAACAGUGAGACCACGGUUCAGAGUGCUGGUGAUAAUGAUGGGAAUGGCAGUUCAGUGAAGGGGAAAGCCAAAGUUGAAGGAGCGAGUACUCUGAAACGGGAAUUUAACAGAAAGAGGCCAGCUGCUGGUACAUUAAUUGUUUGUCCAGCGAGUAUUGUGAGGCAGUGGGCAACAGAGCUUGAUGAGAAGGUUUCUUAUGAAUCCAAACUUUCUGUUUUGAUCUACCAUGGUGGUUGUAGGACCAAAGAUCCUGUUGAAUUGGCGAGAUAUGAUGUGGUUGUCACAACUUACGCCAUUGUGACCAAUGAAGUUCCCAAAGAGUCAUUGGUGGAGGAUGAUGAAGAUGAUGAAAAGGAUAACAAAGGUCUCGCCCCUGGCUUCUCUAACUACAAGAAACGUAAAGAUGCAGCGGGUACAAGUAAGAAGAGUAAGAAAAGAGGUAGAAAAGGCAUGGAUGAUUCUUCUUUUGACUCUGAUUGUGGUGCUCUGUCAAAAGUUGGGUGGCUCAGAGUAGUUCUAGAUGAAGCUCAGACAAUCAAGAAUCAUAGAACUCAAGUGGCAAGAGCAUGCUGCACUCUUCGAGCCAAAAGGAGGUGGUGUUUGUCUGGAACGCCAAUACAAAACACCAUUGAUGAUCUGUAUAGUUACUUCAGGUUCCUUAGGUAUAAUCCAUAUGCCGUGUACAAGUCAUUCUACCAUACAAUCAAGGUUCCAAUUUCCAGAAAUUCUCUUAAUGGUUACAAGAAGCUUCAAGCUGUUCUAAGGGCUAUAAUGCUGCGCCGUACCAAAGAAACAUUGCUUGAUGGGCAACCAAUAAUCAAUCUACCUCCAAAGAAAAUUAAUCUGAAAAGGGUGGACUUUUCGGUGGAGGAGCGGUCUUUCUACAAGAAGCUUGAAGCAGAGUCACAAUCACAGUUCAAGGCAUAUCAAGCUGCAGGGACUUUGAGCCAAAACUACGCCAAUAUUCUUUUGAUGCUUUUGCGUCUACGCCAAGCUUGUGACCACCCACAACUCGUGAAGGGAUAUAACUCAGAUCCUGUUGGAAAAGAAUCAAGAGAAGCAGUUAAAAGACUCCCUAGGGAGGCUCGAAUCAAUUUGCUCAAACGCUUAGAGUCAUUAUCUGCCAUCUGCAAUAUCUGUAAUGAUCCACCAGAAAACCCUGUUAUUUCGCUCUGUGGCCAUGUAUUUUGCUAUCAGUGUGUUUCAGAACACAUCAAUGGAGAUGAGAACGUUUGCCCUGUUCGGAGAUGCAGAGAAGACUUUGGGCGUGAUGUUGUGUUCUCUAAAUCUGCCCUUAGAAAUUCUACCACUAAUGAUUCAGGCUCUAGUUCUUCACAGAACAAAUCAUUUUCUCAAAAAAGCGAGUUUAGUUCAUCAAAAAUCCAAGCUGUCCUGGAUAUUCUGCAGUCGCUCUCCAAACAAGGCAGACGAAACUCAGCACAGCAUGGUCGAAACCCUUCUUCCUCACAGCCACAUGAAGAUGACGACGAUGUAACCAUUGUAGAGCCAACGACUCUUCACUCGUCUUCACCUAGCCAGGGACCAAUAAAGACGAUAGUGUUCUCUCAGUGGACCGGUAUGCUUGACUUGGUUGAGGCGAGUUUUGUUGAAAAUGGUAUAGAAUUCAGAAGAUUAGAUGGUACAAUGAGUCUUGCAGCAAGAGACAGGGCUGUAAAAGAAUUCAGCAAAGUUCCACGUGUAGAGGUGAUGCUGAUGUCGCUAAAAGCUGGAAACCUUGGGUUGAAUAUGGUAGCUGCAUGUCAUGUUAUACUUCUGGAUCUUUGGUGGAAUCCAACAACCGAAGACCAAGCUGUUGACCGUGCACAUCGUAUUGGACAAACUCGGCCUGUUAGUGUAACUCGUGUCACUAUAAAAGAUACCAUUGAGGAUAAAAUUUUGUCUCUUCAGGAAGAUAAAAGGAAAAUGGUUGCAUCUGCGUUCGGUGAAGAACAUGGUGGAAGCUCUGCGACUCGACUGACAGUAGAUGAUCUCAAACAUCUUUUUAUGGCGUAGACCAACUGGUUCUCUGCGCCACCUGUAGCCGUAUAAUGGGCUACUUGAAUUAGGUUGCAUAGUACUAUUAAUAUUGGAGAUUAUGCCCCAGCGUUUUUUUUUGAUCAAGAAGAAACCUCUAAGCUGCUUUUGUAACUGAAACUUCAAUGCUGUGGCUCUCUCCUAGGAUUUCGUGUUUUGGGUUUUGUGAGGCUUGUGUCUCGAAGGUGCAUUGACUGGAAGCAUAUGCCAUUAUGUAAAUAACUAAAUCGUUUCACGGUA
This is a messenger RNA of Raphanus sativus (radish), 2612 nucleotides long. Its product is annotated as helicase-like transcription factor CHR27. The coding region runs from base 30 to 2351 and encodes 773 amino acids. The transcript has 8 exons. NCBI's taxonomy places the organism in Eukaryota, Viridiplantae, Streptophyta, Magnoliopsida, Brassicales, Brassicaceae. Gene Ontology annotation, molecular function: ATP binding; metal ion binding; ATP-dependent chromatin remodeler activity. The record is from RefSeq and is a predicted model, not a curated record.